UUGGAGAAGUUGAAAGCGUACGCGCUGCUCAGAAAGGAAAGACGGCAGAAGCGUUCGGUGAUCCUUCUUAAUUCUUGCUUGCCGCUCCUUUGUUUCGAUGAUGAUGCAUAUGGAGGAAGCCAGCCCUUGGUUGAAGCUCACGCCGGAGCUUCUUCGCUACGUUGCAAGCUUGCUGCCCCACAACGAAGUCACCGAUGCCAUGAAAUUGGCAAACUCAGAAGCAGCCGCAGCGCUCCGCCAAGACUACAGCACGUACGAGCUAUGCCGCAAGCCUGAAUGCCAUCUCCCGUCAGCCUGCACCAUAUGCGCUGAAGUAAUGAACAUCCCGGAGCCCCUGCUCGCCGAGCACCCCUCCUGGCCGGGCACCGCUUUCGUGGCUCACUGGGGCCGCCCCGAGCCCUGGCGUGUCCUUAACCGGCGACAACGGCAUCGCCUGGUGUGCUUGGCUGCCUCCAGCCUGCACCCGCCCAGUCUCGAUGCGGUGCUAGCACACUGCGGCGUCCUUCCCCGCGCAGACGCGCUGGCCUCCGCCGCGGCCGUGGGCGACCUGCCGACAUGCCAGCGGCUGCUGCUGGAGGAGGGCUGCCACUGGGACGCGGCGAGGCUGUGGCACGCCGCCGCCGGCUACGGGCACCUGCAUGUGUGCAAAUGGCUGGAUGAAAUGGGCAUGGACACCGAAUGGGCCAUGUGCGGCGGUGAUGUCUUGAGCUUGGGCCGCGGCGGCGUGCCCCUCGCGGUGCAGGCGGCGGCCGCCAAUGGCCACCGCGACGUACUGCAGUGGCUGCGGGGGAUCUGGAAGAUACCCGCGGAAGUCAUCGCGGGAGCGGCCGCGGAGGGGAGCCAGAUGGGGCUGUUCUGGGAACAGGAGCCCGAGGCGGCCGGCGACCGUGUCGGUCGCCAGCUGCUCCUUAAGGUGCUGCACGGCUGCCCGCUCAGCGACCUGCAGCGCUUCUGCAAGGCGCGGAACCUGGAAAGCGCGUUGUCUGACGCCCCCGACAGCACCAAGCACGAUCUGCUGAUGCGUGCGGCGACCAGCCCCACGGCCGACUGGGCGGACAAGUGCGGCUGGCUGCUGUCGCUGUGGCGCACCCCGCCCUCGGAAUGGGCGGAGCUAGACGACGAAGGCAUCGAAGGAAAUAAGCUUGUCUACCUUUGGGAACGGCUCUGGCAGGCCGUCGCGCGGCUGCAGCCGGACACGUUGCUGCCACGGGUGCAGUACCUGGUGGCUCGCGGGCUGCGCCUGUCGGAGACGGACGCGCUUGUACCGCACCAGGCAGCGGCCGCCGCCGGCCACAUGGCAGGGGUGGCCAUGGCACUGCGCGCCGGGCCGCCGCUGCUGCAGCUUCAGGGUCCGUGGGGCAGCGGCACCGCUGAGGACCCGGCGCGGCGGGGACUGCGGCGCCACGUGUCUAGCUUUCUCUCCUCCGUCGCAAUUAAGGCGGGCCAGGCGUCCGUCCUUCCGUUGUGGGGCCGCGUCUUCAUGCCUCCGAUCUUAAAAUGGGCCCUGAAGAAUGUCUGGGACACGUAUGGCGACGUCGUGGCUUCCCAAACGGAGGACCCUUUCCAAGGCCUGCCCGCUGUGCGCUACCUUGUGAUGGAGGACCAGGUGUGCAAGCCAGCCAAGGGCGAGCCCGGCCCCGACUGGUCGGCGAUCUUCCGGCAUGUGGCGCGAAGCGGCGCGGACUUACCGCUGCUGCGCUUCCUACAUGAGCGGCGUGGCGCGGCCAUCGACCUGGCGGCGGUAGCGCGCGGCGGCGGCGAGGAGCAGCUGGAGUGGGCGCUGGGCGCCCUGCACGCAGCCGGCCAGCCAUGUGACGAGCCUCUGGCCGAGGACCAGUUUAUGGCGAUUCUGGAGGCCGGCAACUGGGCGGCGGCGGACUGGCUGCUGCACCGCAGGCUGGCACCAGAACCCCUGGAGCUGCAGUUUGACCUGCUGCAGCACAUCGGAGCGCUCAACCGGUUGGUCCCGGCGCUGCGCUGGUUUGUGAGCCGCCACGAAGGGGUGAGGUGGAGGCGCAGGAGCCGGAAGCUGCUCCUUCGCGAGAGCUUGGGCCAGUGCGGUAUUCUUCGGCUUACGCCGCCCCCCGGGCAGCUGCGCUGGCUGUCGGACAUGGCAGCCGCCGUUAAGGAGAAGUACAGCGGGGGGGCAGCGGAGCAGGAAGACAGCCCGGAGGAAGAAUCGGAGGAAGAAUCGGAGGAAGAGUCGGAGGAAGAAUCGGAGGAUAGCGAGGAGGCGGGUGAGGAGGCGGGUGUGCAGGAGGACGCACAAGAGGGCGCGCACGCGGCUGCAAGCGCGGGUGUGGGCGGCGGUGCUGCUGGAGACACAUGACCGCAUGAGGUUUAGGCAGCGCGCGACGGGCACCGAGCCAUGUGUGUUUGCGGGGACAUGCGCUGGUGCGUGUGUCAACAUGUGCCGCACAAGGGUUAGGUGUGGUCUGGCACACGCACCGGGGCCUAGGUGCGGCACGCCUUGGGGCUUUCCC
Messenger RNA from Chlamydomonas reinhardtii, 2483 nucleotides. RefSeq lists its product as uncharacterized. Gene Ontology annotation, molecular function: glycerophospholipase activity. NCBI's taxonomy places the organism in Eukaryota, Viridiplantae, Chlorophyta, Chlorophyceae, Chlamydomonadales, Chlamydomonadaceae. The record is from RefSeq and is a predicted model, not a curated record. Gene Ontology annotation, biological process: ceramide biosynthetic process; sphingolipid catabolic process. The transcript is spliced from 4 exons. Bases 317 to 2329 code for a protein of 670 amino acids. Gene Ontology annotation, cellular component: membrane; endoplasmic reticulum; cell periphery.